Molecule: messenger RNA, 1700 nt
Organism: Cannabis sativa
Lineage: Eukaryota; Viridiplantae; Streptophyta; Magnoliopsida; Rosales; Cannabaceae
Product: beta-carotene hydroxylase 2, chloroplastic-like
Exons: 1
Biological process (GO): xanthophyll biosynthetic process; carotene metabolic process
Cellular component (GO): chloroplast
Molecular function (GO): beta-carotene 3-hydroxylase activity
Source: RefSeq, a predicted model, not a curated record
CAACUCAAUCUCCUCCCCCAGCACACUUCCUUAGCCUUCUCCCCUCUCAAUCUAUGCCCCCAGAGAACGAUUCUCCGAGCCCGCCCCAGAUUAUGUGUCACAGUUUGCGUGAUUAUGGGGGACAAGAAACAGAGUACGCAUAUGGAGAUUUCGGAUGAGGAAAUCCCCGAUAGUAAUGCCGACUCAGUACAGAUCUCGCCACGCCUGGUGGAGAAGCGUGCACGGAAGGAAUCAGAGAGGUUUACGUAUCUCGUUGCGGCUGUUAUGUCUACCUUUGGAAUUACUUCCAUGGCUGUUUUGGCUGUUUACUAUAGAUUUUACUGGCAAAUGGAAGGUAGAGAGAUUCCUUUGACUGAAAUGUUCGGUACAUUUGCUCUAUCCGUUGGUGCUGCGGUGGGUAUGGAGUUUUGGGCAAGAUGGGCUCACAAGGCUCUUUGGCACGCUUCCUUAUGGAACAUGCACGAGUCUCACCACCGACCUAGAGAAGGUCCAUUCGAGCUCAACGAUGUGUUCGACAUAGUCAAUGCAGUCCCAGCCAUAGCUCUCCUCUCCUAUGGAUUCUUCCACAAAGGUCUAGUUCCAGGAUUAUGCUUCGGUGCAGUGAGUCUCUUCUCUUCUCAAUUUCUUUAUUUUUUAUUAUUUAAAAAUAUUUUACUAAUUUAUCUUCUCUCUCAAUAUCUUCUGAAUCUGAUGAUUAUAACUUAUUAACGGUUUUAAUCAUAAUUAAUUGCUUUGCGCUACCUCUACUCAAUCUGACGUUUACUGAUCUUCUGCAACCAAGGUUCGCCAUUUUAUUUUUUGAGUUUAUUUUUGGCCGUGGGGGCUAAUUUGCAAAAGAAGUUUUUUGUGCAAAUGAGUUUUUGAGAUUGAUAAUCAAUGUACAGAUUUAAGAAUAAAAAUGAAAGCUUUAUGUGUUUGUUGUUUUAUUUCUGGGAAAGUGUUAGUUUGAUAAAUAGCUCAAAAAUGAGCUUUCUUUUAGCUAAGAUUGAGUUAUGUAAUAACUUGAUGAGUUUGUUCUUUUCUUUGUAUAGCUUCGUUUGAGAUCUAAAUUUUUUUCUUUUUUCAAUUAUGUACUUUCUAAUCUAUAUUUGUAUAUAGUUUUUUUAUCAUCUCUUUUUGAGUUCUGGAAUUUUUCUUCCCUUCAUUUGGGUAUUCAAAAAAGUAAGCUCAUCAGAAUUUAGUUCUUGAUUUCUUUUUCAAUGUAUAUAUGUGUUUUGCUAACAGUGUGGUAGAGAUUUUGGUAGUCCUGUUGUUAUUUUCGUCCAUAUUUAGGUCUAUUCAGGAUUAUGAUUUUGUGUGCUGAAAGGAUUCAUAUCUUCAUUGAUAUUUUUUCUCUCUAUAAUGUCGGCGUUAAGUUUUUGUCAUUGCUGUGUACCAUUACUGUACAUUGGAUGUGACCAACCCUGGUUUUUGUUGAGUGAGGAUGUGGUGGAUUUUCGAUUUGACCACUUAGCUGAAGACGAAAUUGAAGGACGUUACUUAAUUUUCGUAAGUUUGUGUAUACUUAAUUAUUGAUUGAUAUUCAGUCAAAAAAAUUAUUGAUUGAUAUCAGUAUUAAUUUUUCCUAUAAUUAUGGUUUCUACAUUUAUAGUAUUUAAUUUAAUUUGCAUUUUCUUAGAUUUUGGGAGUAAUAAUUAUAUUUGUACGUUUACCUUUUUGGAAUCAUGAUUAUAAAUAUAGCCUUAUUUAUAUUGAUUUUA